Teleopsis dalmanni is the source of this 1796-nucleotide messenger RNA. Its product is annotated as DNA ligase 1-like. NCBI's taxonomy places the organism in Eukaryota, Metazoa, Arthropoda, Insecta, Diptera, Diopsidae. The record is from RefSeq and is a predicted model, not a curated record. Bases 243 to 1751 code for a protein of 502 amino acids. The transcript is spliced from 4 exons.
UUCUUAUAAAGUCAGUUUUGGAGUGAGUUUGUGAACGAAGAAGAUAAACUUAUCGGUUUUGAAUAAAUUAUUAAGGAUCAAUUUAAUAAUAUAUAUUUUAUAAACUUUGUGAAGCGAAGGACUUAAUUGUGAAGUGAAGACACUGCGUCUUUAAAUCAGCACUCAAGGAUCUAUUAUCAGCAUUAACUGAGUAAUUAAAAUAAAAUCAUUUCAAAUUUUCAAAGAAUCCAAUUGAAAGAAAUAUGGAUGGUCAAAAGUCAGAUAAUACUACAUAUACUGCUGAGAACGAACAACUUUUCAAUCUUCCAAUAAUAGAGAAAUCAAUAACUUCGGAAAGUUCUCAAAAUGAGGGUAAAGUGGAUGUUGAAGCCACAGCACGUGAUGAGGAGAAGGAAGCAACUCCAGAAAUGGAGUCUACUAAGGAAGCUGAUAAAUGCGAAACGAAAGUUACUGAAAAUAUGGAGGACUCUGCUAAAGAAGCUGAACUUGUUACUGCUAAACGUGAAAAAGGGACUGGCCAAAAUAAGAAGUCUACUAAGGAAAGUAAACUUGAAGCAACUAAAACUAAAAAGAAGUCUUCUUCAAACGCAAAGUUAGUGGAAGGAAAACUUAAGAAAACUGAACUUGAAAAGAAAGCACCGAAAAAUAAAAAGGGAUCUACUAAGGAAACUAAACUUGAAACUCCUAAAAGCGAUAAGGCAGAUCCUCAACUCCAGGAAUCAACCGAAAAAAAUAAAUUUGGUGGAACUAAAGGCGAAAACAAGGAUCCUCCAAAAACUGAAUCUAAUGUGGAUGACAUUAAUUUAACUUUUGAGGAAAGACUUAAACUUGAAAUGGCUAGACGUGAAAUGGAAAGACCAUCUGCUCCUCUUCCCAUGAAUAUACCAUAUUUCUAUCAAUAUAAACGAAACACUAAUGAAGAUGAUGGUCCUUCACCAUUCUCUCCUAUUCCAGCUAUGCGUUUAAAGAAACUUAGUAAGAGCAAGGAAACUUUUUCUGAAGAAGUAACUAAACGUUAUGUGCAAACAGAACAAGAUUUAGGACUGCCAUUUUUUGGUCCACUUGACUUCCAUACUCAUGGAAGACCUCGUCCUUUUUCAACAACUACUCAAUCGGCUUUGGCAGAAAUGAUGAAAAUCACUCAAGAGCUUGAGAAACUUGAUAUCAAAGCCCGUAAAGAAUUGGACGAGGCUAAAAUUAAGGAAGUUGAAAAGCAAAAAAAGAGAUUGCGUAAAGUCUUGAAGGAAUAUGAUGAACUAUCAAGAAUUUUGACAGCUGCUGAAGAUUUCGAGCGAAAAGUUGAUUUGAUUCAUGAGAAUAUAAUGCUACAAAGAAGUAUUCGAAAUGAAAAACAAAAACUUAAGCGCAUGAGACCACCAUCUGAGACUAAAGAGCGUAGCAUUAAAAAGAAAUUGGAAACUCAAAGACUUAUCGAUGAAACUUAUGAAAAUCUCUAUCAAAUAAUUAGAGAUUUGGAAAUGAAUAAUAAGUUGCCGAAAUUUUUUAUUCCUAAAAAAAAGAACGAAAAUCCUAUAACAGUUAUACAAACUAAGGAUGUUGAAAAUGCAUCCAAGAAGAUUUCGGUUCACAAUUUUAAUGAUGCAGAUGACUACGCUGAAGUUGUUGUUGAAUUCAGAUUCAAGUUUGAAGAUGAUGAUGAUGACGAUGAUGAUGACGAAGAAGAAGAAGAAGACGCUGAUGAUGGUAAUGUCGAUGAAACAGAAAAGUCAAAACCAUUUCAAAAAAAAUAAAAAGUUAAAUAAAAAAUAAAAUUUUUUUACUACAAUUUCUUAUUA